Acaromyces ingoldii is the source of this 4911-nucleotide messenger RNA. RefSeq lists its product as hypothetical. Gene Ontology annotation, biological process: phosphorylation; regulation of DNA-templated transcription; detection of visible light. NCBI's taxonomy places the organism in Eukaryota, Fungi, Basidiomycota, Exobasidiomycetes, Exobasidiales, Cryptobasidiaceae. The record is from RefSeq and is a predicted model, not a curated record. The coding region runs from base 1 to 4911 and encodes 1636 amino acids. The transcript is spliced from 3 exons. Gene Ontology annotation, molecular function: protein binding; phosphorelay sensor kinase activity.
AUGUCUUCCCCACCACCACAGCAUGCCUUUCCUGGCUCGCCAACAGAUGAAGUCCGAUCGCCCGGGUCGACGACGAGCACACAGCAGGUCCAGACGCCGUUCAUCUACCCCAUCAAGUCUGCCGUGUCGGUGAAACCAUCGACGUCUGACACGCCCCCGACGCCAUCCCGAUCCUCACAGGUUCCUGGUCCUUCGAGUGUGGCCGGGUCGGAGCAGAACGAGAAUCAAGAUGCGGAAAGCAACACGUUCCAGCUCCGCAAUCCCACCCAAGGUCGUUUCCAUCGCACCCCGUCGUCGUCGCUCAGAGGUAAGGGCAACCCGGACGAGUAUCCCGGCCAACGAGGUGGUGCCGGUUCCCUCAAGCAAGCCGAUGAGGAGAACGAGAGUGUCGAGUCCCUCGAAAGCGGCAGUGGAUCCCUGGCGGCCGACGACUCUGUCAGCGAAGGUGCCAAUGUGGCGCCGCCCGAUGCUUCUCCCGGCGACUUUCCCUACGAUGAGAUGCGAAAGAUGAGAUUAGAGGGCGCACAAGAGCCGAGACCUUCGCCGCCAUCGAGGCAGGAUGCAUCGAUGCAUCAGACAGUUGGCCGUGGCGGCGGUGGCGACGGCCGGGCUCGCAUGUCGACGGCCAGAACAGAGAGCGUUGCCGUGUCCGAGAGCCAGCGUCUCGAGAGCAUGAUGCAGCCCAGAUUCCGUCACAUCGAGACUGAGCAGGGGCACAUGGUCGUCACGGGCAGAGAUGGCGAAAUCUCUCGUUGCGAAGAUGAGCCCAUCCACAUCCCGGGUGCCGUGCAAUCCUUUGGGUGCAUGAUAGUGAUGCGAGAAUCGGACGAUGAAGGCUCGCUGGAAGUCCGACAAUGCUCAGAGAACACUGGCAAGAUCCUUGGCCUGUCACCCACCUAUCUCUUCUCUCUAAAGUCCUUUCUGGACUGCCUUGAGGAUGAUCAGGCUGACAUUCUCUGGGACAACAUCGAGACACUCGACGAGUCGCAAAAGGAAUUGACCGAGUCUGGCCCCAGUGUCUUCCAGGUCAGCGGCUGGAGCCAGGGCGAUGCUUCGACACGGAAACGCUGGGACUGCUGGUGCGCUGCUCACCGCGUUGCUACCAAGCGUAGGGACGAUGGCGAGGAGAACACACAGCUGAAACCGACAAUCGUGCUCGAAUUUGAGCUCAUUCACGACAAGAUCAACCCCCUGGCGCAAAAGUCUCCUCCCCCCUCCCCAGAGGAGUCGAUGACCGAGAUGGGAGGUAGCAGUUCGACGAGCCGCGGUGGCAGCACCAAGUCUGGUAGCAGCUCUCCGCCGCCCAGUGUUACAACGAUUGCUUCAGACGGCACCACCAAGGUCAGCACAGCCGUCAAAAUGUCGAGGGCCAAGGGUGGCCUCGAAGGCAUGCCCUACAUCCCCACGCCCGAACAAUUUGUCGAAUCGACGCAACCGUCAUCGAAGCCCCUCAAGGCAUUGGCUCGCCUGAGGCGGCAUGGCGGUCAAAAGAGUGGGCGGAGACCAAGACCAGGCCGGGCGAGAAACUCGGAGCAGGACGUCAACGAGGUUCACGAGGAAGGGGCAAUGCUCGACAUGUUUGGUAUUCUCAGCCAGGUCAACGAGCAGUUGACGGCUCAGAGCGAGCUGCAGGGCUUUCUCAAGGUGGCCGUGAGCGUCAUUCGAGAAAUCACCGGCUUCUCUCGCGUCAUGAUCUACCAGUUCGACGAGCGAUGGAACGGCCAGGUGGUGUGUGAGCUCGUUGACUGGGACGAUACCCACGAUCUCUACCGAGGUCUGCACUUUCCCGCCACCGAUAUCCCAAAGCAGGCUCGAGACCUUUACAUGAUCAACAAGGUUCGUCUCCUCUACGACCGCGAUCAGUCCUCGGCGCGAAUGGUGUGCAAGGACGUGGACGAACUCAACUCGCCCGUCGACAUGACUCAUUCCUUUCUCCGUGCCAUGAGCCCGAUACACGUCAAGUACCUCGCCAACAUGGGUGUGCGUGCGUCCAUGUCCAUCUCCAUCACGGCUUUUGACCAGCUCUGGGGCCUCAUCGCCCUGCAUACAUACGGCUCAAAGGGCAAGCGCGUUUCGUUCCCCAUGCGGCAACUCUGUCGUCUUAUUGGCGAGUCGGUCUCGCGCAACAUCGAGCGCUUGAGCUACACGCGCCGACUGUCGGCCAGGAAGCUCAUCAACACGCUGCCCACCGACAAGAAUCCAAGUGGCUACAUCAUCUCCAAUGCCGAAGAUCUCCUCACGCUGUUCGACGCCGACUUUGGCGUCAUUGCCAUUGGCAACGAGGCAAAGAUCCUGGGUCCGCUCAGCGCCAGUCAAGAGGUCCUGGCCGUGACUGAAUAUCUGCGGAUCAAGAAAUUCCAGCAGGUCGUCACCUCGCAGGACGUGGCCGCAGACUUUCCCGACAUGGUCCUUCCCAAUGGCCUGGAGGUCAUCGCUGGUCUCCUCCUCAUCCCUCUGUCCAAUUCGGGCAUCGACUUCAUCACUUUCCUGAGAAAGGCGCAGACGAGGCACGUCAACUGGGCCGGAAAGCCGUUCAAGGAAGGCCAGGAGGGCACGGCAGCAUUGGAACCGAGAAAGUCGUUCAAGAUCUGGUCUGAAACAGUCAUUGGCACCUGUCGAGCUUGGAAGGACGAGGAGCUGGAGACGGCCUCGGUGCUGUGCUUGGUCUACGGCAAAUUUAUCAGCGUCUGGCGGCAGCGAGAGCAGGCGAUGCAGUACAAUCAGCUUAACAAGCUGCUCCUCUCCAACGCCACGCACGAGGUGCGGACGCCGCUCAACCACAUCAUCAACUACCUCGAGAUGGCUCUCGACAGUCAGCUGGACCCUGACACGCGCGAGAACCUGAGCAAGUCGCACAUGGCGUCAAAGAGCCUGCUGUUUGUCAUCAACGACCUCCUCGACCUGACCAGGCACGAGGAGGGCAACAAGCUCUUCCUACAGGAGCCCUUCGAUGUCUCGGGCACGAUCCGGGAGGCCGUCGAGAUGCACGAGUGGGAAGCCAAACGCAGAAAGAUUGAAUUUACUCUCGAAACAUCGCCCGAGAAGUGCUUUGUCGUCGGCGAUGCGGCCAGGGUGCGACAGAUUGUCGUCAACACUGUGUCGAACUCAAUCAAGUUCACGGAGCAAGGCCACAUCCACGUCGAGAUGCGACGGAGGACAGAGGAGGAGAUGACGGCAGAGCUGCCCGAGGGCUGCGACAUGGAGAUCGAGCUCGUCGUGUCAGAUACGGGCGCGGGCAUUGCCAGGGAGAAGCUCGAGGCUCUCUUCCGAGAAUUUGAGCAAGUCGAAUCGGUCAUUGCCGAGCCAAAUCAGAAGCGGCUUGACAACGAGUCGCAGGACUCGCGCUCCCCCUCCUCGUCGCCUCCUCCGCCGCCGGCGAUGACGACGAUGACGACGACGAUGGACCUUGAGUCGGGGGGCGCCCACGGAGGUGGCCAUCGCAAGGAUGCCUCGAGCGGCGAGAGCAGCCUCGGUCUUGGCCUGGCCAUCGUCGCACGUGUGGUGCGCAACAUGGGCGGGCAGCUGCGGGUCGAUUCCACCGUUGGAGAAGGGUCUCGGUUUACAUUCUACCUGCCCUUUCGCUCCUCGUCGUCACAGGAAGCUGCUUCGAGAUCUGGCAGCGAGAGCAAGAUGCGCCGAUCCAAUUCGUUUGAGAGCGGCGGCAGCGGCAACUCUGGCAGCGUCAAGAGCGAGAUCAACUCUCUGGUCGAAGCCAUUUCGGCACCGCACCUCGAUGAUCACAAUGCGACGCCCCAGCGGCGCCAAUCCGCCGACAUGGGACGCGUUUCCUCGGCCAGUGGCGGUGGCGACAGUGCUGGCGACCCGGGCCACCGAUCCAGCGGAGGAGCGCUCGAGGCGAGCGGGCCGAGGGGAGUCUCUGUGGCUCCUCCUCGGCCCACUGGUGCACUCAAACGGCACCCCUCAGCGACGGAAGGCACGAGACAGGUAGCCGGAUCUGCCGUGCCUUUGCGCUCCGUCAAGGUGGACCCGCAUUCACUCGACACCCUCGAUCGGUCCCAAGAGGCACUUCAACAACAACAACAACAACAACAGCAGCAGCAGCAGCAAGAACGGCGCGGCAUACAGCAAUCGCCCCGGCUGCCACAGCAUCGGCAAGGGCCACAUUCGACAACCAUGGUGACGCAGCGAGAAGAAAAGCCGUCGGCAAAGAGGCGAGAGACGCCCCCAGACUUUGUUAGACUCCCUUCAAAGACGAGCUCAAACGAGACGACUACCACUGCUAUGCAGAGCCCCGCCAUGUCGACGCCCAGCUCUUCCGAGUCGGCCGCUGGCGGCAGCGGUGCGGCACCGACUUCGUCGCGCCGACGAGGACCAAUCGUGCGAGGAAAAGUCUCUGGCGCGUCAAAGGGCGACAAGCUGCAGCCGCUUCGGGUCCUCGUGGUCGAGGACGAUCCCAUCAAUCGCAUGAUUCUCAAGAAGCGCCUCGGCAUUGACGGCCACACAGUCCUGCUGGCGGUCAAUGGCGAAGAGGGCUUCCGGCAGUUUGAAAAGGAUGGGAAUGAGAUGGACGUCAUCCUCAUGGACCUUCAAAUGCCCAUCUGCAACGGCCAGGAGUCCUGCAAGCGCAUUCGACAAUGCGAGAGUCAGCGGAGCCAGGGGAACCAACUGGCGAACCGACCCGCGGCCCAUGUUCUCAACGGUCGCAUCCCCAUCUUUGCAGUCUCUGCCACGCUCGACUACUCGAUGCGACAGGAGAUGUGCGACAUUGGAAUGGAUGGGUGGCUGCUCAAACCCAUCGAUUUCAGCCGGCUCCACUCGCUCCUCAAGGGUAUCACCCACCAGGAGCACCGUGAGACGGAACGGUGGAAGCCAGGUCAUGUCUGGGAGAAGGGAGGUUGGCUUUCCGACCCUGCCAAUCGGCCCAUCGCCGGCGGCGGCAACCCUCCUUGA